GUAGUUCCGGGGAAGCGCGCUCCAUUCUUCAGAUAAAGGAAGCGCUAGAACUGUGCUGUGAACACGGUAUCCUUUGUGUCCAUUAUUACAGGCUGACAGAUUAAGUCUGAGGCCGGUAACAUCAACAGUGAGGACAAACCCAGCCUGCCUCUCUCCUUCCACACUGAGUCCAAACCUACAGUCACUGGGUCCUGAUUGUGACAGUGGAGCCCAGUUUGCACUGCAGGAUCCAGAGAUGGCAUCAGUGAAGCUGGAAGACUGCAGUCAAACACUGGAUAUGAAUGCCAACAUUAAAGAUGAAGAAGAGGAGAAAUCUGUUUCACUUAGACAACUAGAAUUAAGUCUGAGUUCGGUAACAUCAAUAGUGAGGACAAACCCAGCCUGCCUCUCUCCUUCCACACUGAUUCCAAACCUACAGUCACUGGGUCCUGAUUGCGACAGUGGAGCCCAGUUUUCACUGCAGGAUCCAGAGAUGGCAUCAGUGAAGCUGGAAGACUGCAGUCAAACAAUGGAGCUGAAUGUCAACAUUAAAGAUGAAGAAGAUAAGAUUGAGAAAUCUCUUUCUCAAGGAGACCAUGUUGAGACAUUCUCUACAUCCAGAGAGCAACAGCAGGAAGAUCACAGAGCUAAGAGGUCUCACCACUGCCCACAUUGUGAGGAGAAUUUUUCACUUCUAUCAAAGCUAAAAUUACAUGUAAAAAUACACACAGGAGAGAAUCUGUUUUCCUGUACUGACUGUGGGAAGAAUUUCACAACCUCAAAGGCUCUGACAGUUCAUCAGAGAGUGCACAGAGGAGAGAAGUCAUACCCCUGCUCUGACUGUGGAAAGAGUUUCUCUCAACUGUGCACCUUAAAAAGACAUGAACAUAUACAUACAGGAGAGAAGCCUUACUCCUGCUCUGACUGUGGGGCGAGUUUCUCUCAACUGUACAACUUAAAAAGACAUGAACGCAUACAUACAGGAGAGAAUACUUACUCCUGCUCUGACUGUGACAAAUGCUUCAAAAGAUCAACUGCUCUAAAGGUUCAUCAGAGAACACACACAGGAGAAAAGACUUACUCCUGCUCUGACUGUGAAAAAUGCUUCAAAAGAUCAACUGCUCUAAAGGUUCAUCAGAGAACACACACAGGAGAAAAGCCUUACUCCUGCUCUGACUGUGGAAGGAGUUUCUCUAAACUGUACAACUUAAAAACACAUGAACGUGUACAUACAGGAGAGAAGCCUUACUCCUGCUUUUACUGUGAAAAAAUCUUCAGAACAUCAUCUGAUCAAAAAGUUCAUCAGAGAACACACACAGGAGAGAAGCCUUACUCUUGCUCUGACUGUGGAAAGCGAUACUCUCAACUGGGCCACUUAAAAACACAUGAACGUGUACAUACAGGAAAGAAGCCGUACUCCUGCUCUGACUGUGAAAAAUGCUUAAAAACAUCAGCUGAGCAAAAAGUUCAUCAGAGAACACACACGGGAGAGAAGCCUUACUCCUGCUCUGACUGUGAAAAAUGCUUCAAAACAUCAACUGAUCGAAAAGUUCAUCAGAGAAUACACACAGGAGAGAAGCCUUACUCCUGCUUUUACUGUGAAAAAUGCUUCAAAACAUCAACUGAUCGAAAAGUUCAUCAGAGAACACACACAGGAGAGAAGCCUUACUCCUGCUCUGAUUGUGAAAAAUGCUUCAAAAGAUCAACUGCUCUAAAAGUUCAUCAGAGAAAUCACACAGGAGAUAAGCCUUACACCUGCUCUGACUGUGGAAAGAGUUUCUCUCAACUGGGCGACUUAAAAACACAUGAACGUAUACACACAGGAGAGAAGCCUUUCUCCUGCUCUGACUGUGAAAAAUGCUUCAAAACAUCAACUGAGCAAAAAGUUCACCAGAGAACACACACAGGAGAGAAGCCUUACUCCUGCUCUGGCUGUGGAAAGAGAUUCUCUCAACUGGGCCACUUAAGAAGACAUGAACUUAUACAUACAGGAGUGAAGCCUUACUCCUGCUCUGACUGUGGAAAGAGUUUCUCUCAACUGGGCGACUUAAAAACACAUGAACGUGUACAUACAGGAGAGAAGCCUUACUCCUGCUUUUACUGUGAAAAAAUCUUCAGAACAUCAACUGAGCAAAACGUUCAUCAGAGAACACACACAGGAGAGAAGCCGUACUCCUGCUCUGACUGUGGAAAGAGUUUCUCUAAACUGGGGGACUUAAAAACACAUGAACGUAUACACACAGGAGAGAAGCCUUACUCCUGCUCUGACUGUGGAAAGAGUUUCUCUAAACUGUACAACUUAAAAAGACAUGAACGUAUGCAUAUAGGAGUGAAGCCUUAAUCCUGCUCUGAUUGUGUAAAAUGUUUCACAGCAUCAACUGACCUAAAAGUUUGCCAGAACAAACACUGGAGAGAAGCCUUACUCCUGCUCUUAAUGUGGCAAGAGUUUCUCCCGAUUGGGAAAUGUAAAGACACACCAACGGAUACAUAGUUGACCGAAGCCUUAUCAAAGCACUGACUGUGGGAAGAGAUUCUACAGAUUGGGCCAUUUAAAAAGACACCAAUGUACACAUAAAGGAGAGAAGCCUCAUCAGUUCUCUCAGACCAGCUAAGAUUAGACCCUCCACUUCAUUCUCAUGUCAUUAAAUAAUUGGCAACAUUGAAUUGGAUCAAAUGAAGCGUAGAACACUAUUGUAAAAAUAAAAAAACACAACAAAAAAAACAUAUAAGGACACCUGCUUUUUCCAUAGCAGACCAGGUGGGCUAAGGAAUGAAACAAUUGGAAACAUACUGCCUGGUCUGAUAAAUCCCGGUUCCUCCUGUUUCAUGCUGAUGGGAGGACUGGGGUAUGGAGGAAACCACGAGUACAUACAUCCAGUGGUGGAAAAAGUACCUAACUGUCAUACUGAGUGAAAGUAAUGAAACCUUAAUAGAAAAUUACUCAAGUCAAAGUGAGUCACCCAGUAAAAUACUACCUCAGUAAAAGUCUAAAAGCUUUUGGUUGUAAAUAUACUUAUGUAUUAAAAGUCAUUGCUAAAAUAUACUCCAUCAAAAGUAAAAGUAUGAAUAAUUUCAAAUUCCUUAAAUUAAGCAAACCAAACUGUACAACUGUGUUGUGUUUUUUAAAAAUAUUACAGAUAGCCAGGGGCACACUCCAACACUCAGACAUCACUUACGAACGAUGCAUUUGUGUUUAGUGAGUCUUCCAGAUCAGAGGCAGUAGGAAUGACCAGGGAUGUUCUCUUGAUAAGUGCGUGAAUUGGACCAUUUUCUGUUCUGCUAAUCAUAAAAAAUGUAACAAGUACUUUUGGGUGUCAGGGAAAAUGUGUGUAGUAAAAAGUACAUUUUGUUUAGGAAUGUAGUGAAGUAAAAGUUGUCAAAAAUAUAAAUAGUAAAGUACAGAUACUACUAAAGUAGUUAUUUAAAUAAUUUUUACUUCAGUACUUUACACCACUGCCUGCAUCCAUGCCGUGCGUCAGCAUUUCAGGCUGGUGGUGUGUUUUCAGGGCUCACAUUGGGCCCCUUGAUAAAAGUUGAGCAAUGUUUGAAUGCCACGGGAUAUUGUGAGAGCAAAAUUGCAAGAUUACGUUAUAUUAGUUUAAUUUUAUCAAAUGGUUGUUUUAUGCAACAGAAUAGAGGGUUCUUAUAACUCUAUGGUUUCUGUGUGAACUGAAAAGUGGGCCUCUGGGAGAUUUAACACUGACAGAAAAUGUACAUUGUCUUGGGUUGAUAAACCUAACAAGACCGCAUUCCAUAGCAUGAGUUAAUGUUUCUGUCCUGAGGUACCAGGGGGAGAUGGCUCCAAUGUGGAGUUGGGGGGCCAGACCCUGGUCUCUACACAAUGAGAAAUUAGUAUAUUUCAUACGAAUCCUUACCUUGUGGCCCUUUUCAUAAAUCUGUUGUUUGUAAUGAACAUCCAGGAGGAUGGACUUUGCUAUAAAAUGCUGUGGCUUAGUCCUGCUGGUUGGGCUCUCAACGAAUCACCUACGGUCAUUGACCAGCUCCAUUACUGCAGUAACUAAAGUUAGAUUGUUUUGAAGAAAUGUAUAAGUCUCUCCUUUUGAUUACAAUAAUUCCACCACAGUAUCUAAACAUCAUUGCCAAUCAGGUGCAUCCCUUCAUGGCGGCAGUGCAAAUUGAUUUUCUUUUCAUUAGGAUUAUGCCUUAUGCCACAAGGCUUGUCCAGGAAUGGUUCCAAGAACAUUACAGUGAAUUCAGCUCACUGAAUUCCCUGUAAUUGUACAUCUGUGGGGGGAGAUGGAACGAGCUAUUCAGAGUAGAGAUCCACUCCCAGCCAACUUGACACGAUUGUAGGAAGCAUUGGAGUCAACAUCAACACCUUGGACAGUCCAUGCUCGAAGAUUUUAGGCUGACAUUCUAGAUGAUUCUGUGUAUCGUAAGUUCAAAUAAAGUCCAUAUAAUAAUAAUUUCUAAAAUCUAACAAUUUGAUGAAAUGAUAGCCUAUUUGGUAAUGACAGUCAUGACACUUUUUUUUAAACUGGUGCAUUAAAUAUUUUUAAAGACUUUUGGAAGUGUGAUACAUAUAAUAAUGUCAAAAGUCUGGGUGUGAGAAUGCUUUAUAAAAUAAAACAUUUUAAAAGCUGAAAAAAACAGAGGUUAUUUAGUAUCUACUUAAUGGAUGUGAAAUAAACAUAUCUAAAUUAAAGUCUUCAAGUUCUUCAAGACUAUUUACAUAAUCAACUGGGCAUUACAACAGCCUCUCUGGUUCUAUUCUCCAAUAGUAACUGGGUCAUUAUUGAAUUGCAUGGGUAAUGCUGUUUCUUGGCUUUGGUACGCUAUAAAACACUUAUUUAAUAAGAAAACACAAGCACUUUAUACUGAUUAACAUCUAUUUGUAUGCACUGUAGACAUCACUGGUGCCUAAUGGAUGGGCUUGUCACCAUGGUGAUGUGUAGAGAUGUAGUGAAGUGUUUUGAGUAGAUAAAUUCUUUAGAAUUCCAUGAAUUAAACAAAGACAUUCAGUAGAUCAAUACAGCUGCAGUAGUGUAUCUGGUCUCAAAGCUGAUGCUGAAAAACUAUGUCAGUGCUAAGGUCAAAUGUAAUGCUCAUUUACAUUUCCUGUUCGUUUCAGCUUCAUACAAACAGGAAUUAUUUAGCUUAAAACAGUUUUUAGUAUUUAAUGAUAGAAGAGAUUGAGCAGCACAAAUUCAUUCGAAUCUAACUUUAUUUUAUGUUGUCAGAUCAAUUAAGUUCAAAUGGAGUAAUUCAAUCACAUUCAUAAUAAAAUACAAUUUAAUAAACAUGUAGUCAUUUCAUAGCCUGUGCAUCAAUAGUAAAAUUGCAUAGAAAAAUGUAUCUACCCAAACCAGUGGUGAAAACUGAUCAUCACACCAUCUAUGAUACAUGUAGUGUCUACCAGCUCAUUCUCACAGAAAGCUGAAAACAGCAUUUCCUAUCCACCCUCCAUGCUAGAGAAAAAUGCUAGAUAAACAUGCUAGAAACCUGAGGGACAGUCUGGUAGGAACAGAUAAACAUAGUAGAAACCUGAGGGACAGUCUAGUAGGAACUGAUAAACAUAGUAGAAACCUGAGGGACAGUCUAGUAGGAACAGAUAAACAUAGUAGAAACCUGAGGGACAGUCUAGUAGGAACAGAUAAACAUAGUAGAAACCUGAGGGACAGUCUAGUAGGAACUGAUAAACAUAGUAGAAACCUGAGGGACAGUCUAGUAGGAACUGAUAAACAUAGUAGAAACCUGAGGGACAGUCUAGUAGGAACAGGUAAACAUGCUAGAAACCUGAGGGACAGUCUAGUAGGAACUGAUAAACAUAGUAGAAACCUGAGGGACAGUCUAGUAGGAACUGAUAAACAUAGUAGAAACCUGAGGGACAGUCUAGUAGGAACUGAUAAACAUAGUAGAAACCUGAGGGACAGUCUAGUAGGAACAGAUGAAUAUGUUCCUCCUCAGCAUUUCCUAUCCAUCCUCCCCCAGAUCAUUGUGACAACUGUAAUGUAAUGACCGAGGGGGAUUUCUUCCUUCACCAUCAUACCGGAAAGAACAUGCAUGUCAGGGGUAGAAUUUCCUGUAAAACAACAUUUGUGGUAUAUUUCCUGGCCAUGUGGUUAUUAUUUUUGAAGGUAUAAUACUCUGAAUAGCUCCUCACACAGAUGAACAAUUGGAUUGAGAUCUGGUGACUCGGCAGGCCACUGCAGUAAACUGAAUUCCCUGUCAUGUUCUUGGAACCAUUCCUGGACAAGACUUGUGGCAUAAUCCUGCUGAAGAAAUCUAUUUGCAGAUGGAUACACUGCUGCCAUGAAGGGAUGCACCUGAUUGGCAAUGAUUCUUUAGAUAUCCUGUGGUAUUCAAACGUUGCUCCACUUUUAUCAAGGGGCCCAAUGUGUGUCAUGAAAACACCCCACACCAUCACCACCAGCCUGUAAUGAUGACACACAGCAUAGAUACAUGUACUCAUGGUUUCCUCCAUACCCUAGUCCUCCCAUCAGCAUGAAACAGCAGGAACAGGGAUUCAUCGGACCAGGCAAUGUUGUUCAUAUUCAUUCUCCAGUGUCCAGUCUUUUCAUUCCUUAGCCCACUGCAACUGCAGUCUUGUUUUCUGCUAAAAGCUAAUGGGGAUCCAUAAUAAAAACUACAUUAAGGAUUAUAGCUUUCACCUGGGUUCACCUGGUCAGUCUAUGUCAUGGAAGGAGCAGGCGUCCUACCAGCUCAUUCCCACAGAAACCUGCAGAGGGAAGCAGUACCAGCCAGUCACCCAUCAGACUCUAUUGUGUGACGCCUCACAGAGGAUAUUCAACCCUAAGGGCAAAUCCAAGGUCAUCUCAAUAUCUUUACAGUAGAAGCUAACAAAACACACCAAAACUGACAAGGUGCACACUGAUCAGUAAAGAGAGGCUAACAUUCUAUAACACUCCCUUUCCUCUGCAUUGUUCUUUCACAGUGAGAAACAAUUGGAUUACAAUAGUGUUCUACACUUUCUUCAUUUGAUCCAAUUCAACGUUGCCAAUUAUUUAAUGAGAUAAUGAAGUGGAGUGUCUAAUCUUAGCUGGUCUGAGAGAACUGAUGAGGCUUCUCUCCUUUAUGUAUACAUUGGUGUCUUUUUUAAAUGGCCCAAUCUGUAGAAUAUUUUCUCACAGUCAGUGCAGUGAUGAGGCUUCUCUCCUGUGUGUAUACGUUCAUUGUCGUUUUAAGCUGCACAGUAGAGAGAAACUUGAUGUACAGUCAGAGCUGAUGUAAGGAUUCUCUCCUGUGUGUGUUGUCAUGAUGUUGCCCUCUUUGGGUACAGCAAGCCCCAUCCCCCUCUCCCUGUCUCCUACACCUAGGCUGCUGUGGUCAGAGAGAGGUCAUAAAUUCCUGGAGGAGAUUAUCUCCUCAUGGCCACAGUAUAGAGAGGGAGUUUUCAUAGAAGAGAACAAAGGAAUUUCUCCACCUUACAGAACUUGAGGUCCGAACAACAUAUAUGUUCUGGUGAAGGUAUAAAAGAUCGGUGAAGAAUCCAGCUACGAACUGGUCCGUUUUGUACAAUUUGGUGAAACUCAUGGGAGACAAUAUGGCCACAUUACCAUAACUCUGUUUAUAUAAUAGCCUCAGAUAUGAGGUUUACAUCUAAGAUGAAUGGGUGAGGAUGAUACUGUUUGUAAAAUUGUGUGAUGUGAUUUUGGACUGUUUAAUGAAGGAAACUCCAAUUCCCUUUUGAGUUUAACUAAAUCAGAGGACCGCCCAUGAGCACAGUUUUGACCUGGCGUCAUGAGACAGCCUUUUUCUGCUCCCACGAAUAAAACCCCCACUUUGAGAAUUUCUCAACAGACCAUGUUUCCCUCAAUUAUGAGAGGACAAAGGUUGCAGACCAGCUUACCUCGAUAAGAGGGCCAAGGUUUGAGUAGAUGGCUCAAUCUUUUAACCAUACCACGUGGUUAAACUCUUAGACUAUCGAUACCGACAGAAUAAAAACAAGUCUUUGUAUUAAUUACUAGUCUGCAGCUAGGAAUUCAGUAUCAUUGAAUGCGAAGACCGACAACCGCUGAAACAUCUAUCCAUAACGACAUGAAUGAAUGUCACUCUGAACUAUCCAUUCUAACCACGACAGAGAGGGCUGACAGACUCUCCAACAUAAACAAACUUUUCAACAGAGAUCCCAACAACACACUGAGUGUAAAUAUGUAUAUUGAUUGCAAUUGUUCCCGAAUUAGUGAGCGUUCAUGUGCAAAGGAUUAGCAUUUCAAUUGUUAUAAUUAUCAACUGUGUGUUGUCUUAUCUCAGUCGACCCCCACUUCCCUUUUGUACACCAAGCCGCGAUAAUGGUUUAUCCCACUAGGGAAAUUUCCUUGUAACUAUCAACUGUUUGUUUAUGCAUUUCUCUGAAUUACUUAGUUAGUAAAUAAAUGAUUUAAGACAA
Molecule: messenger RNA, 8350 nt
Organism: Oncorhynchus nerka (sockeye salmon)
Lineage: Eukaryota; Metazoa; Chordata; Actinopteri; Salmoniformes; Salmonidae
Product: zinc finger protein 883-like
Exons: 4
Coding region: 236-2320 (694 amino acids)
Source: RefSeq, a predicted model, not a curated record